Molecule: messenger RNA, 940 nt
Organism: Centruroides sculpturatus (bark scorpion)
Lineage: Eukaryota; Metazoa; Arthropoda; Arachnida; Scorpiones; Buthidae
Product: dual specificity mitogen-activated protein kinase kinase 4-like
Exons: 5
Coding region: 16-540 (174 amino acids)
Biological process (GO): protein phosphorylation; MAPK cascade
Molecular function (GO): JUN kinase kinase activity; ATP binding
Source: RefSeq, a predicted model, not a curated record
AAAGGUAAAUAGAUAAUGAUUUUUUUUUUUUUUCUUUUAUUUUCAGAUGUUAAACCAAGCAAUAUUCUUUUAGAUCGUCGUGGGAAUAUUAAACUUUGUGAUUUUGGAAUAAGUGGGCAAUUAGUUGAUUCUAUUGCAAAAACAAGGGAUGCUGGUUGUCGUCCAUAUAUGGCACCAGAACGAAUUGAUCCUGGUAGAGCGAGAGGAUAUGAUGUACGAUCUGAUGUAUGGAGUUUAGGAAUUACUUUGAUAGAAGUAGCUACAGGAAAAUUUCCUUAUCCUAAAUGGAACAGUGUAUUUGAACAAUUAACACAAGUUGUCCAAGGUGAUCCACCACAGUUAAGUCUUCAAGACAAUGGAAAUUCAUUCACUUUAGAAUUUGUAAAUUUUGUUAAUACAUGCUUGAUCAAAGAAGAACAGAAUAGGCCUAAGUACAAAAAAUUAUUGGAACAUCCUUUCAUAAUUCGUUCGGAAAGGGAGACUGUUGACGUUUCUGGUUAUAUAAACAGUGUGCUAGAUAAAAUGGGCAGGAGCAGCUAAAUAUAGUAAAAUUUUAACAGAAAUUAUCAGAAGAAAUGAAUUACGGUGUAAUCAAAUCACUUGCAACCUGAGCAAUUGCACUUACACCAAUGUUUUAUAGUGAUGUGUAAAAUUGAACUGAUUCAGUCACACACGAGACGUGUAGUAACUGGUUCACUAGUGAGAUACCAUUUAUCAACAUAUAUGGACCUAAACGAAACUAUUAUCUAAUAUAAUUAAAUUGAAAAAUUUUAAAAAACAUAUUUGAGGUCAUUAUCAUCUUAAAAUCACCCAACGGAAACCAAGAAUGGCAUUACUACGUUGCUCGAAAGAAAUUCCGAAAAUGUUCGACUCUGUCGGCCCUUCUAUAUUCGAUGAUAGGAUUGGAAGAAGUUUGGGUGAAUAAAGAGAUAUAGCUUUA